GUUUAAUACAUAUAAGAAUAUUGUUUCUUAAAAAUUUUUAAAUACUAAAUAUUGAUAAUGACAAUCUUAAAAAAAUUACUUAGAAACCUAACAACUUAUAAUGAAUUAGUCAAUCGUCAUCACAUUUUUGGUAUCAGAGAAAUGUGUUCAGAGGUCGAACGCUCAUUAAAUGCAAAAUAUGAUCAAUCAAAAGGAACAAUUUUUGAUAAAAUAAUAUCCAAAAAAAUUCCGGCAGAUAUUAUUUUUGAAGACGAGAACUGUCUAGCAUUUAAUGAUAUCAAUCCACAAGCUCCUGUACAUUUUCUUGUUAUACCCAAGAAAAGAAUUCCAAAAUUAGAUGAUUCGACUGAAGACGAUAAAGAGAUUCUAGGUCACAUUAUACAUAUAGCAAAAACACUGGCUCAAAAGAAACUUCCUAAUGGUUAUAGAUUAGUUAUAAAUAAUGGAAAAGAUGGAUGUCAAUCUGUAUAUCAUUUACACAUUCACAUUUUAGGAGGAAGACAAUUAGGUUGGCCUCCAGGAUAAUUAAAAAUGUAUAAAAGAAAUUGUUAUAUUGAUUUUUUAUAUAUUAAAUAAAUUUACAUAGAUGUUUA
Diorhabda sublineata is the source of this 593-nucleotide messenger RNA. RefSeq lists its product as uncharacterized. Gene Ontology annotation, cellular component: cytoplasm; nucleus. The record is from RefSeq and is a predicted model, not a curated record. Bases 58 to 525 code for a protein of 155 amino acids. The transcript is spliced from 3 exons. Gene Ontology annotation, biological process: purine ribonucleotide catabolic process. Gene Ontology annotation, molecular function: hydrolase activity. Lineage: Eukaryota; Metazoa; Arthropoda; Insecta; Coleoptera; Chrysomelidae.